Daucus carota subsp. sativus is the source of this 1952-nucleotide messenger RNA. RefSeq names its product transcription factor bHLH78. Bases 329 to 1795 code for a protein of 488 amino acids. Lineage: Eukaryota; Viridiplantae; Streptophyta; Magnoliopsida; Apiales; Apiaceae. The transcript is spliced from 8 exons. Gene Ontology annotation, cellular component: nucleus. The record is from RefSeq and is a predicted model, not a curated record. Gene Ontology annotation, molecular function: DNA-binding transcription factor activity; protein dimerization activity. Gene Ontology annotation, biological process: regulation of DNA-templated transcription.
CCCCUUUCUCCCCUGCAUCUCUCUCUGCUUUACUUUGCAACAAUCUCACCUGCAUUUUCCCUCACCUCAAUCAUUCUGAGCCCACAUUUCAUAAUUUUCAUUCAUUAUAUCUCACAUUUCAAUUCACUCCUCAUUACCAUCAGAUCACCUACUCAUACUUGCAUCUUACUCAACCUUGUUAAUUACCUCCACACGUGUGUCUGUGUUUAUGUAGAUCAAGAAACUCAAAUUCUGCUCAAACUGAAACUCAUUGCUGGAAAUUCUCAUCUGGGGUCUCAUAAUUUAGCAGUUCUUGAAAUACCCUGUUGUCAAAAUCACAUCUUUGGACAUGGAGAAGGAGUACUAUUUCAAUGCUGAGAUUUCACCACAAUUCAACUUCCAGCCUUUUGGCAAUGCCUUCCAAGCCAAUCCUGGUUUUGAGGACCCAAUGGAACAGUGUUCGCAAUACGAAACAGCUCUGAGCUCAAUGGUCUCAUCACCCACAGCUUCCAAUUCUGUCACUGAUCAUUUUGCAGUCAGGGAAUUGUUUGGAAAGCUUGGAAGUAUUAACAAUGCUGGUGAUAUUUCACCUGAGUUCAUACAAAGGUCUAGUUACAUCAACAGUCCGAACACGUCGUGUUACAAUACACCUAUAGAUUCUCCACCUGAACUACAAGUGCCAAUGAUGAAUCAACUCAUAGGCAAUCCAAUGCCUAUGAAUUCUGCUCUGCCUGCUCUUCCAACUGAUCCAGGGUUCGCGGAGAGGGCUGCUAAGUUUUCGUGCUUUGGGAGCCGUAGUUUGAACGGCAGAACAAGCGCACUUGGGAUAAACAAUGCUGAAUUUCAAUUCAGGCGUAGUAGACACCUUAUGGGAAGCGAAAAUUUGCCAAGAGUUUCGAGUAGUCCUUCUCUUAAUGCAGAUGGAUCUCCAAUGGUGAACAAGAAUUAUGUUCAAAGCCAGAUGAAUUUGAGGUCUGACAAUGGCUCUAACGAGGAAUCUUCGGUUUCUGAACAAAUCCCAGCUCAGGAUAUUGAGUUACCAGCUCCUGUUGAGUUAAAUUCAAGAAAGAGAAAAGGAUUCCCAAGAGGAAAAGCCAAGGAAGCUGCUCUACUUAAGUCUACAAAGGUAGCAGAAGGUGAAGAGAAUUCAAAUGUUAUGAAGAGAUCGAAGAUGACAAGUGAAAAUGUUAAUGGUGGGGUUAAAAAAGAAGAAGAAACAAAUAUAGCUACAGAAGAGGAUAAGAAACAGGAUAACAAACCUCCAGAGCCACCGAAGGAUUAUAUUCAUGUCAGAGCAAGAAGAGGUCAAGCCACUGACAGUCAUAGUUUAGCAGAAAGAGUUAGAAGAGAGAAGAUUAGUGAAAGAAUGAAGCUUCUUCAAGAUCUUGUGCCAGGUUGCAAUAAGGUGACCGGAAAAGCAGUGAUGCUUGAUGAAAUUAUAAAUUAUGUACAGUCAUUACAGCGCCAGGUCGAGUUCCUUUCGAUGAAAUUGUCCACAGUCAACUCAAACCAGAAUGUUAACAUUGUUAAUCUUCUCCCCAAGGAUAUGUUUCAGCCAAAUGGGAGUAUAUUGAAUCAAAUGUACCCAGUGGAGUCUUCUGCCUCAGCUUAUCAUGGUCAGCAAACCUCACAACUACACCAUGAUAAACCACUGCAGCCACUAGAUGCCACAUUGUGCCGCAACCUUGGCAUUCAAUUAGAAGGAUUUGGUGAAGGCCUUCCUCAGUUCCCUGCGUUCUCUGAGGAUGAUCUACAAAGCAUCGUUCAAACAGGAUUUGCUCCAAACCAGACAUCCCACAUGAAUAUUGAGCUUUGAUCAUACUUUAAUGGUCCUGAAAUCAAAGUCCAAGGGGAGAGAAGGCUUCUCUGUAUAUAAUAAGAAGAGAUUGUUCAUUAGAUUAUAAUGUAGGGAUUCUUUUCCAAUUAGUUAUCAAACAAGUUGUAAUUUUAGUAAUUGAUAUUGUCUUUCUACA